This is a messenger RNA of Gallus gallus (chicken), 10963 nucleotides long. RefSeq names its product CDC42 binding protein kinase alpha (gene CDC42BPA). The record is from RefSeq and is marked validated. Gene Ontology annotation, cellular component: cytoskeleton; actomyosin; cytoplasm. Bases 1104 to 6260 code for a protein of 1718 amino acids. Gene Ontology annotation, molecular function: ATP binding; protein serine/threonine kinase activity; protein binding. Gene Ontology annotation, biological process: actomyosin structure organization; peptidyl-threonine phosphorylation. NCBI's taxonomy places the organism in Eukaryota, Metazoa, Chordata, Aves, Galliformes, Phasianidae. The transcript is spliced from 36 exons.
UGCCCUUUGCCUGUGGAGGCGAGGCCGGAGGAGCAUCUCCUCGCCGCUGGGAGUGAAGCCGCCGCCGGGGCCUCCCGGCCCGCAGCCAGAGCGGGGCCGCCGCGUUCCCUCCCGCCGCAGGACGCGCAGCGGAGGAGCAGCAGGAGGAGCAGGGCGGGCGGCCAUGGGGCGGCUCUGACAGGGCUCCGGGCGUUCUCCCGCCGCCCUUCGGCGCAGCAGAGGAGGAGAGGGCGGCGAUGAAGACUUUAGCUUUUUCCAAUCCCUGAAAGGCCUUAAAAGGAGACUCGGUAAGGAGGAGGAGGAGGAGGCGGUGGCUGGGGACGGCUCCCCGGGGCAGGACGUGGCUGCGCCCUGAGGGGCCCCACCCCCACGGCGGCGGCGGCGGCGGCGGCGGCGGCGGCGGCGAGGGGACCGCCGGGCGCUGCCCCUGCCCGGGAGGCCGAGGCCCAGGCGGCCGUGCCGCUGCCCGCCCUGUUGUUCCCUCUCGACGUCAAUAUAUAUAUUUAUUCUUUUUUUUUUUCCCCCCACUUCCGAUCCUUUCUUGGAAGCGAAAUCCGAUGCGGGCGGAAUGGGGCUUUUACACUUUAAUGAUACAGUGGGAUUCGUUUCAGGGUUGUGUUGCAUGAUCUGAAUUUUGAAUGAAGAAGAAGGACGUUUUUAAAGAUAUAAAAACUUACAUCCAUCUACGCGCGGUAAAAUCGGUGUCAGGCAGUCCUGGUGGGAAUUCAGGGUGAUUAUUAUCACUGAAGUGUCAGAAGAAGCAAUCUAUUUUUCCUUAUUAAGCAUAUUAGAAGAUUUUUCUUUAUUUUCUUAAAUUAAAAAAAUUAUAUAUACGCCUAUAUAUGUACAUAUAUAUAUACACGCGCUCACACACGUAGCGUUUAUCUGUGUGCGCCUGAACUUCCCAGGGCUCAGCCCCAGGCUGGGAGCCGAGGUGGGCUGUAAAUAAGGCACCACCAAGGCUUGACACUUGGUAAGAGUACUGUCGACUUCUUUUCAAACAACACCUUGAAAAGCUGGUUUUUGGAUUUUUUUUUUUUUUUUUUUUGGACGAAGUAAUAAUAAUAAUUAAAAAGGAAACCCCAUUGCAAACUGAAACAACCAUGUCUGGAGAAGUGCGUCUGAAGCAGUUGGAGCAGUUUAUUUUGGAUGGGCCAACUCAGACUAAUGGGCAGUGCUUCAGCGUGGAAACCUUGCUGGAUAUACUCAUCUGCCUGUACGACGAAUGUAACAAUUCCCCUCUGAGAAGAGAGAAGAACAUCCUCGAGUAUCUAGAAUGGGCCAAACCAUUUACAUCUAAAGUGAAACAGAUGCGACUACAUAAAGAAGAUUUUGAAAUCCUGAAGGUGAUUGGUCGGGGAGCUUUUGGUGAGGUUGCAGUAGUAAAACUGAAGAAUGCAGAUAAGGUUUUUGCCAUGAAGAUACUUAAUAAGUGGGAGAUGCUGAAGAGAGCUGAAACAGCAUGUUUUCGAGAAGAGAGAGAUGUGUUAGUGAAUGGAGAUAACCAGUGGAUCACAACAUUACAUUACGCGUUCCAGGAUGAAAACUAUUUAUACCUGGUUAUGGAUUAUUACGUUGGAGGAGACCUACUGACGUUGCUUAGCAAGUUUGAGGACAGAUUACCUGAAGAUAUGGCUCGAUUUUAUUUGGCUGAAAUGGUGAUAGCCAUCGAUUCUGUGCAUCAGUUGCAUUAUGUCCACAGGGAUAUUAAACCAGACAACAUCUUGAUGGAUAUGAAUGGCCAUAUUCGAUUAGCAGAUUUUGGUUCUUGUCUGAAACUGAUGGAAGAUGGAACGGUUCAAUCUUCAGUAGCUGUUGGGACGCCAGACUACAUCUCUCCAGAAAUUUUGCAGGCCAUGGAAGAUGGAAAAGGGAAGUAUGGGCCUGAGUGUGACUGGUGGUCCCUAGGCGUUUGCAUGUAUGAAAUGCUUUAUGGAGAAACACCCUUUUAUGCUGAGUCCUUGGUGGAGACCUAUGGGAAAAUAAUGAACCACAAAGAGAGGUUCCAGUUUCCUGCUCAAGUGACGGAUGUCUCUGAAAGUGCAAAGGACCUCAUCCGAAGGCUAAUUUGUAGCAGAGAGCAUCGGCUUGGACAGAAUGGGAUAGAAGACUUUAAGAACCAUCCAUUUUUUGCUGGGAUUGACUGGGACAACAUUAGAAACUGUGAUGCACCUUACAUUCCAGAAGUCAGCAGCCCCACUGAUACAUCAAACUUCGAUGUGGAUGAUGAUUGCUUAAAAAAUUCUGAGACGAUGCCUCCACCAUCACACACUGCGUUUUCUGGUCAUCAUUUACCAUUUGUAGGUUUCACAUAUACAAGUAGCUGUGUGCUUUCAGACCGCAGCUGUCUAAGACUGACAGCUGGACCACCCUCCAUGGAUCUUGAUGCCAACAUUCAAAGAACUUUGGAGGACAGUUUAGCAACAGAAGCUUAUGAGAGGAGAAUAAGACGUCUAGAGCAGGAAAAGCUUGAACUUAGUAGAAAACUGCAAGAGUCCACUCAGACAGUCCAGGCUCUUCAGUAUUCAACAGUGGAUGGCCCAAUUGCAGCAAGCAAAGAUUUAGAAAUUAAAAGCUUAAAAGAAGAAAUUGAAAAGUUGAAGAAACAGGUAACAGAUUCUGGACAUCUAGAACAGCAACUUGAAGAGGCCAGCACUGCAAGGCGGGAGUUGGACGAUGCUUCCAGACAAAUAAAGGCUUUUGAGAAACAGGUUAGAACACUGAAGCAAGAGAGGGAAGAUCUUAAUAAGGAACUGGCAGAGUCUAGUGACAGAUUAAAAUCUCAAGCCAAAGAGCUGAAAGAUGCACACAGCCAGCGGAAAUUGGCAAUGCAGGAGUUCUCAGAGAUGAACGAGCGGCUGACAGACUUGCACUCUCAAAAACAAAAGCUUGCCCGCCAGCUCCGAGAUAAGGAAGAAGAAAUGGAAGUGGUGAUGCAAAAAGUAGAAAGUUUAAGGCAAGAGUUACGCAGAACAGAGAGACUUAAAAAAGAACUGGAAGUCCAAGCUGAAGCUGCGGCUGCUGAGGCAUCCAAAGACAGGAAAUUGCGAGAGCGGAGUGAGCAGUACUCUAAGCAGCUGGAAAGUGAAGUAGAGGGGCUAAAGCAAAAACAGAUUGGUCGCUCACCUGGGGUAAGCAGUAUAGAACACCAGCAAGAGAUCACUAAAUUAAAGGCAGACCUGGAAAAGAAAAGUGUUUUCUAUGAAGAGGAACUAUCUAAACGUGAAAUAAUGCAUGCUAAUGAAAUAAAAAGUCUGAAGAAGGAACUACGGGAUGCAGAGAGCCAGCAGCUUGCACUUAAGAAGGAGAUCAUGAUUUUGAAAGACAAGUUAGAGAAAACCAGAAGAGAAAACCAAAGUGAAAGAGAGGAAUUUGAAACAGAGUUCAAACAGAAGUAUGAACGGGAAAAGAUUCUGCUAACAGAGGAAAACAAGAAACUUUCAAAUGAACUUGAUAAGCUCACCACCAUGUUUGAGAGGCUGAGUAUGAAUAACCGGCAGCUGGAAGAAGAAAUGAGAGACCUAGCUGAUAAAAAGGAAUCUGUAGCCCACUGGGAGGCCCAAAUUACCGAGAUCAUCCAAUGGGUAAGUGAUGAAAAAGAUGCUCGAGGUUAUCUUCAAGCCUUGGCUUCUAAAAUGACAGAAGAACUAGAGGCCCUGAGGAAUUCCAGCUUGGGUGCAAGAGCUACAGACAUGCCCUGGAAGAUGCGCCGUUUUGCAAAGCUAGAUAUGUCCGCAAGGUUGGAACUACAGUCAGCUCUUGAUGCUGAAAUCCGAGCCAAACAGGCUAUUCAAGAUGAGUUGAAUAAAGUCAAAGCUUCCUGUAUCUCUACAGAGUGUAAAUUGCAAGAAUCAGAGAAGAAGAAUUUGGAACUGUUGACAGAUAUUGAAAGGCUGAAGAAGGAGACAGAAGAACUUAGAUCAGAAAAGGGUGUAAAGCACCAAGACUCACAGAAUUCUUUCUUGGCAUUUUUGAAUGCGCCUACCUCUGCUCUGGAUCAAUUUGAAGUUACGGAUCAUCCUCCUCGAUCAAUUCACACACCAACCAUGCGGACUGCGUAUAUUGGAUCGGGACUCUCUGCACCAAAGCCUAAAGCCCAUCAGUUUGUAGUGAAAUCAUUUAAUACCCCAACAAAAUGCAAUCAAUGCACAUCUCUAAUGGUUGGUUUAAUAAGACAGGGCUGCACUUGUGAAGUGUGUGGAUUCUCCUGCCACGUGACCUGUGCAGACAAGGCCCCCGCAGUAUGUCCAAUCCCUCCUGAACAGACUAAGGGCCCUUUGGGAAUAGAUCCUCAGAAAGGUAUAGGAACAGCUUACGAAGGACAUGUCCGAGUACCAAAACCAGCUGGUGUAAAGAAAGGUUGGCAGAGAGCACUGGCGGUAAUCUGUGAUUUUAAACUCUUCCUGUAUGAUAUAGCAGAAGGAAAAGCAUCGCAGCCAAGUGUGGUAGUGAGUCAGGUCAUAGACAUGAGGGAUGAAGAAUUCUCAGUGAGUUCUGUCUUGGCUUCGGAUGUCAUCCAUGCAAAUCGAAAAGAUAUCCCCUGUAUCUUUAGAGUCACAGCUUCCCAACUCUCUGCAACCAGUAAUAAGUGUUCAAUCCUGAUUCUAACAGACGGUGAGAAUGAAAAAAGCAAGUGGGUAGGAGUGCUGAAUGAAUUGCAUAGGAUCUUGAAGAAAAACAAACUCAAAGACCGCUCAGUCUAUGUUCCCAAAGAAGCUUAUGACAGCACCUUACCCCUCAUCAAAACAACGCAGUCAGCAGCAAUCAUAGAUCAUGAAAGAAUAGCACUGGGGAAUGAAGAAGGGUUAUUUGUUGUGCAUGUCACCAAAGAUGAGAUAAUCCGUGUUGGUGAUAAUAAGAAGGUUCAUCAGAUUGAGCUUAUCCCAAGUGAACAGCUCAUUGCAGUAAUCUCAGGACGAAACCGUCACGUGCGACUUUUCCCUAUGACAGCCCUGGAUGGAAGGGAGACUGAGUUUUAUAAGUUGGCAGAAACAAAAGGCUGCCAGUCAAUAGUUUCUGGACACGUGCGCCAUGGAGCCCUUACAUGCCUUUGUGUAGCUAUGAAAAGGCAAGUCCUCUGUUACGAACUAAAUCAGAGUAAGACACGUCACAAAAAGAUCAAGGAGAUCCAAGUCCAGGGGAACGUCCAGUGGAUGUCGGUCUUCAGUGAGCGUCUUUGUGUGGGCUACCAGUCAGGUUUCAUAAAGCAUCCCCUUCAUGGAGAAGGCAGCCCAUACAGUCUGCUCCAUCCAGAUGACCACACGCUAUCGUUUAUCUCACAGCAGCCAACUGAUGCCAUCUGUGCAGUCGAAAUCUCAAAUAAAGAAUACCUGCUGUGUUUUAGCAGCGUAGGGGUUUACGUUGACUGCCAGGGCCGGAGAUCAAGACAACAAGAAUUGAUGUGGCCUGCAACUCCAUCAUCUUGCUGUUACAAUGCACCAUACCUCUCUGUGUAUAGCGAAAAUGCAAUUGAUAUCUUUGACGUGAACUCCAUGGAGUGGAUUCAGACUAUUCCUCUCAAAAAGGUACGACCCUUGAAUACAGAAGGAUCACUCAACCUUUUAGGUUUGGAGACAGUUAGAUUAAUAUAUUUCAAAAACAAAAUGGCAGAGGGUGAUGAACUGGUGGUUCCUGAAACAUCAGAUAACAGCCGGAAGCAAAUGGUUCGAAACAUCAACAACAAGCGCCGCUAUUCAUUCAGAGUACCAGAAGAGGAGAGGAUGCAGCAGAGGAGGGAGAUGCUACGCGAUCCAGAAAUGAGAAAUAAAUUAAUUUCUAACCCAACUAAUUUUAACCACAUAGCACAUAUGGGUCCUGGAGAUGGUAUACAGAUUCUCAAAGACCUUCCAAUGAAUCUUCGGCCUCAGGAAAGUCGGACCGUAUUCAGUGGCUCUGUCAGUAUCCCAUCGAUCACGAAAUCCCGCACAGAACCAGGACGAUCGAUGAGCGCAAGCAGUGGGUUAGCAGCAAGAUCAUCUGCACAAAAUGGCAGUGCAUUGCGGAGGGAAUUCUCAGGAGGUAGCUAUGGAGCAAAGCGUCAGCCUAUGGCAUCGCCCUCAGAUGGUUCGUUAUCCUCUGGUGGCCUGGACCAAGGCAGUGAUGCACCAACAAGGGACUAUGAGCGAGAGGACUCCGACUCACCGAGACACUCCACUGCAUCGAACAGCUCCAACCUCAGCAGCCCUCCCAGCCCUGUUUCUCCUCACAAGACCAAGAGCCUCUCGCUGGAGAGCUCUGACCACGUGAGUUGGGACUCAUGAACUGCUUCAGCAUUCAGAUUUGACACUACAGCAGCUUGCUGUCCCUUCACUUGCUCCAGUUCACACCUUCACCACCCUAACCCUCCUCAUUCCCCACCCAAAAGUCAACUGGGAGUCGGGUAGAGAGGAAGGUAGAAGCUGGUUGUCUGCAGCGCUGCCUCACCCUCCCUUCCCCAGAUUUGACAGCAGCGAAUGAGCAAAGCUAGGGUGUUGGUAAAUAUCAGAUGCUGUAGAUUUGUAUUAGUAUUGGUUUCAUCUUUUGCGAUUACAGCUGCUUUCAUUUUCAAAGACAUGUAUUUAUCCUACCCUACAAUUCCUUCAAAAGUAACUUAAAUAGACCAGACCGGUAUCAGCAAGAGAAGAUGUAGAGGGAUUUUUUUUCAUACAAUAGCUCAUUGUACUGUACAGAAGCAGCACAGAGACCCCUUCCCCUGCAUGGGGAAUGAUUGGUAUGUCAGAGGCACAUAAAAGCUUUCAGCCACCACGUUUGAAUGUCAAUCUGAUUGUUGCCAGCAAAUCCUUAUUGAUUAAGAUGAUGCAUAUUUUACUACAGUACAGAGUUUAAAUAAAUACACAGAUGUUAGAGUAAAAUAUGUAUGUAUAUAUUAAAAAAGAAAAAAAAAAGAAAAAAAAAAGCAUUGUGUAUGCAGCAGAAGAUGGAUGCUUAUUUAAGAGAGCCUUUAAUUUAAGAUUUGUGUUGUCCCUGUUUUCAUGCUCGGUGAUAUACAGACUUGGAGGCCUGGCCUAAAACCUUUCACAGGACAGAUAUUCCUUUUGCAUAUCAUUCGCUGCACUGCCGGGAGAAGCCCCUGCAGUACUUUCCCAAUGUUUCUGUAUUUCUGGCAGUAGCAUCUGAGGCUAUAAUUCCUAACUUCAUGUUAAUCCCCAUCCUUUGCAAAAAUGACAGUGGUUGGAAAGCGACCCCCCGCUCCAACACCCGAGGGCACCCAUCAGCCAGCUGGCUGUUCCGGGUGCUGGUGUGUGGCUGUGCAGCUGAGAAACCUGCAGUAGAGGUCCUUACAGCAGCAAGGGAGCUCAGUGCCACAGGAUUCAGCAGGAAAACUGUUUCCCUGGGUCAGACUUUGACCAGGCUUCACUGGGAAGGGAGCAGUCUUCCACAUCUCUUUCAUCAUCCCUUAACAAAAACCCGUUACUGUUGUUACCAAAUACUAGUUUAUAAUACACAUAGCCAAAUGAGUGCUCUUACUCUGAAGCUAGCUACUGCUGGCUGUGCUGUCACUGUAGCAACGACAAACCUUGAAGACUGACCUCACACUGUUCACACUGUGGCCAUCACAGAUGCCUGGUCACCCACAACUGCCGUGCGGGUAAGGUUGGUUUUCCUCUCCCUCCCCACCCAUGCUGUGGGUCUGUGCAAUUUGCAGUUGUUUCUAUGUGCUCACCUGCUGUUCGGUUCCAGUCGCAGGCCAGGAAGGCAGGAAGUAUUGCAGUGGAUGACAGAGUGCACUGAGGUUGCAAAAAAUAAGUAAAAAGCUGAAGCUGGUCAUACAGUCACCGGAAUAAAGUGAGCGACUGACGUACACAGGGAUGGUAAGAGGAAGAUCUUUCUCUCUUUAGAUAGCAAAGCAGAUGCGUUUUUCAUUUAGGAGUGUUCAGAUGAGCCUCUUUUCUCAGUAGUAUUGUUGCUGGCAUUACGCUAUGACCAUACUCAAACAUGUAAGGGCUUUUUGUAUUUAGAAUACUGUUUUUUGUGGGUUUCAGAAACUUGCUAUGGCUCUUAAACCAUUCCAUAUUCUUGCAGUUAGCAGUAAUAUUGUGUUUCAUCCGGAUAGAAAUGUUUGGAGUUUUCCAGUUUCUGUCUUCUGUAAUGGAAGUUAUAGGUAAGUUCAGACCGUGUACAGUAAUUUCCAGGUAUGAGCUAAGUGUGAAAUGGGAUGAGAUGCAGAGAUUAUCACCUGAACCAUUUUGUCACGCUGGGUCUCCUCAGUAAGAUUUCUCUUUCUUCCUGCAUCACAGCUUGUCCAAGUUUAAGCUCAUUCAGUGUUACAUUAGGACAGGAAUUCAACACUUUGAUUUAAUAACCGUCAUUUCAAAACCUGUCUCUCUCCAGUUUGGGUUUUUCAGACUAGCAAAAUGGUAAUGGUGGUUUGUUUUCACUUCAAAUCUAUUACUGUUGCAAGCCCGGCAUUUAAUACUAAAGGCCUUAGCCAGCAGCUUAGCACUUGCAAUCAAUUCCUCCUAGAACAGGUUUUCAUCUUUGUGAGGGACAGAGAGGCAGGGCGUUAUUGGCAUCACUAGAACUGCGCAUCAGCUUCUUUUUACAGGCUGCCUAUUGCUUCCAGUAUAGCCACUGCUUUUCCCCACAAUUCCCUCCUUUUGGUGAAGCAUGUCCACACACUUCUCAAAGCCUUUGCAGACUAGUUUUGUAUUUACUGUAUGUUGUAUUUAAACAUUAAUCUUAUUUUGAUAUUGAGAGAAGGCAUUUAAACAAUAGUCACGUAAGGUAUAGCCGCCUGUGCGACACGUCCCCUGAGAGAGGUCACUGCGUCGUCUUUGUGGACGUUUUUGUAGCUGAGUUAAUGCUCUGUCUGAAAACGGAACCCAAAGAGUCGUGACACAGCAAACAAAACGACCAAAUGCGCCCAUUUACUGUGUCCUGGUGCCUGCAAUCUGUUGCUACCCCAACCCACUACAAACGGGCGUUUUCAGGCAGAGCAGAGAGCAGCUGUGUGGCACGAUGCUCUGCAGGAGGAGAGCUCCACAGGACUACACUGUUUGUGCACCACAGUUUCUAAGGCUGGGCAUUUUCCUUUAGGAUUACUAUAUUUAAUCAGUAGGUUGGUACUGUGCAUUUUGUUACGCAUCUGUUAAAAAGAGAAACAGCAACUGUUCUCUCAGUUGAAAAGCAAAUGACCACAUCGCUUAUUGGUAAAGAGAAAUGUCCUGGGAUUUGAAUAGUUUUUAUGUAUUCGGGGACCAUUUGAUUAUACAUUCGAUUUUAAACCACGCUCAUCUUUUUUGUUGGCACGAACACUGAAAACAAAAGCAUUCUGUAGCUGAGCUUUACGCGUUGGGCUGGGGCAAGCAGCUCGGUCAUUUGAACUGUAGGACUUUUGCCUGGGAUCUCAAUGACAGUUGUCUCUUAAGGUUUGAUGUCUGCUGCUUUGCACUGUAGCAUUGUUUCACCUCCACAGUUUGAGGGCUGCAACUUGUCUGGGGAGCUUGAAACCUCCCCUUCAGUCUGUGACUGUAGCAUAUGUUCUGUGUACACAGUUAUGUGUCUAGCUGAUUUUUUCCUUUUGGCUGAGACUGAAGGUAUCUUGCAUUUAUGACACUACUUAAACAUAGGGGCUGUUGGUUUUUUGCUUUUUAUUGUUAAUUUUGGUGGCAACAAGGGAUGUGAAGAUUCAGGCAGCUACUAAGGGGACUCCAGGUUAGAGAAUGCGAAGGUUUGGUCAGUAGGUUUCCCCUGCACGUGCAUGGACACAGAUGUGCACUUUCCUUACACAUUUCCUACACCCAAAAGCAGGGUUGGAGUACACUCUGCUCUGUUCUAUCUGACCUGUAGAAAACAGCUGGUGGCUCCAGAAACCCAUGCCUGGUGCUGUGGAAGUGACUGCUUUUCCUCUCUGUUAGCUGCUGCAGCUUGUUAGGAAUGCACGUUUUGCUCACUUUAGCGAGUUUCGUAACUUGCUGUGCCUGAUUUGGUUCUGAUAAACUGAACAGCCAACUGUGUUGGAGUCUCAGGUAUGCAGCAGGGGGAAGUAAAGGGUCUUAUUGUAACAAAGAAGUCCCCAGAGCAUCGUGUUCUUAUGGAAAUAGCAGUUCAUGGAGCCUUUAAAAUAUAAAACACUUGGACUGUUUGCAGAGUGACAGACACCGACCAGCAGGACGCUGAAUGACAGAACAUGCUCUCGGGUAGAAGUAGUUUCUCAUUCCGUUUUGUGCACAUCGUUUAGUUUUAUACAAAUACAUUAAAGGUCAAAUCUAUCACAGUGCAGCUACCCCUACCUCCUUAGCCUGGGAAUCAAAGUGGCACACGUAGCUUCUGCCACGGGCUUUUGGGUUUCUUCUUUUUACAUAGGAGUCGGUUGCUCACAGGAAAUGGGAUGGUUUUCUGCACUAGCACCAAGGCAAGCAGAAGGGCACGGGUGUGUUCAGGCUGCGUUUGGCAGGUGCCCUCAGAAGCAGGCCUAUGGACUUUCCGUGCUAAAUUCCAACUCCACUUUGUCUUUCUUUCCAGCCGCAGCUUUGUAUAACCUAUUUUCACUUCGUGUUUAAGAAAGUCUCAUCCACAGGGAAGAAAUCCACAAACAAACCAGUGUUGGUAAUUCAGAGCAAUUAUACCUGCCUUUUUAUGUAUGACAGUUUCAUAUCAUUUAUUUUUAAAAUAUGGGAUUUUUUAGGUUUUUCAUUGUAAUAUUAUUGUACAGUUUUGCAUGGCAUAGAUGUAAUCACUUUUUGUUUUAGAUUAUAAAAGCUGACAAGUGUGCGUGUGGGGGAAAGAUUCUGCUUUUUGCCUCUUCUCACUAUUUUGUUUAAUGCCCUCAAUGUUGUAGGGGACAUUGUAAGAGAUUCUCUGCUCCAGAACAAUGAUGUAGAUUCUUUUGCACAGAAAUAUUUAAGGUGGAAAAGUCAACAAUGUAAAAAUGACUCACCACCAAUAUUUUAUGUUGGUAACACUUAAUAUUAACCUACUUUGAUGUACUGCAAUAAAACAGGGAACUGUUAGAAAUGGAGAU